Gigantopelta aegis is the source of this 975-nucleotide messenger RNA. Its product is annotated as adenosine receptor A3-like. Gene Ontology annotation, cellular component: membrane. The record is from RefSeq and is a predicted model, not a curated record. Gene Ontology annotation, biological process: G protein-coupled receptor signaling pathway. Lineage: Eukaryota; Metazoa; Mollusca; Gastropoda; Neomphalida; Peltospiridae. The transcript has a single exon. Gene Ontology annotation, molecular function: G protein-coupled receptor activity. Bases 1 to 975 code for a protein of 324 amino acids.
AUGACGACGGAGGACAAUACAUUACUCUUUUCUACCAAUGCAUCAUCAUCUGAUGUGAUCAGUUUUCACGAGGCUACCAUCAUCACGAUAGAACUUGGUCUCAUGGUAUUCAUUUGUUCCGGGAACCUGCUGACCAUUCUGACGGUGUGGCUGACGCCGUCGCUGAGGACCGUCUCCAACAUGUACGUCGUGUCUCUGGCUGUAGCCGAUCUGCUCACAGGACUCAACAUCCCUCUCCAAAUCGGCAUCUUCAUCCCUAGCGUGCGGCGAGCCAUCGACGCGAGCAAGUACCUCUGUCUGUGUCGUCAUGUCCUGUUCUUCGUGUCCAUCGAGAAUUCCAUUCUGUGCAUGACGCUGAUCGCGCUGGACUGGUGGCUGUACAUAGUCAGCCCUUUUUACUAUCUGAGAAUAGCGACGUCGUCCAAGGCUAGACUUGUUGUCGUCUGCUCCUGGAUAGUAUCUGUCUGGGCGGGAACCAUGCCUCUCUACGUCAACAAGUGGACGGUCGGCGUGGACUGCAAACUACUGAACGUCCUAACGAAAGAGUACCAACUGUACCUGCAGGGAGGCGGCUUUGUCCUCUGUAGUCUGACGAUCGGUUUCUGUUACGGACAUAUUUUUGUCGUCGCUCGCAAAUAUCUAAAGAAAGUAAACGGUUUCCAGGCCAGUGCAGUUAACAGAAAAUCCAGAAGCAGCAACGACAUACUGCGUUCGGAUAUCAAAAUGGUGAAGAUGUUCAUACUAGUUUUCGGUGCGUUUUUUUUUUGCUGGUUUCCAACCAUUCUCUGUCUGUCCAUUGGAUAUACGUACGGGGUGUCGUACACCAUUUUGAACUACGUCAUUCCUGUGGGAAUCCUGAAUUCUGGAUUAAAUUUCUUCAUUUAUGUUAUUAGAAACAGGCAGUUCAGGGAAGCACUGGAGAAAAUGGUUAGGAAAUGGCGCAGUGUUCUCGAACCUGACCCUGUGGAACUGUGA